UCUUUGGUGCGAUGGAUAAUGACACAGUUCUUUAUACGACUGAUGAUAACCUUCCAGAAAAAAUAACUAAUAAGCUUACGUGUCCCGAUUAUUGGGUGAUACGAUACACGCAUUGGGGAAAUCUUGCAAGUUGGGAGAUAUCUUACUGUAAAAUUCAUCCAAAUUCAUCUAUUAUUGAAUGCUAUAAUGCUUUAAAAGAAGAUAUAUUUUCUUCCGCUGUUUAUGGAAACAAUAACAAAUUUCGAAAAUUGGAGUCUUUGCGCAUAAAAGUAAAACAGAUUGAGACAGCGGAACAGUCGUCGAGUCGUCAACGUAUAGAUCAGGGCACUGAAAAUGAUGACAACGAUCUAAUUCAAGAUAAUGAUUUUAACGAAUCAGAAUCUAUAGUACAUAGUUGUAAACAAAAAGUCAAGUGUUUUCUAUUAAAAAAUUAUUGUGAGAUGCAAUCACACCAUAUCGAUGAGGAUUCACAGCAAAUUUUCAUAAAUGCUGGGUGGGAAAAUAACCCAAAAAUGAUUAAUAUUUCAACUUUACGAGUCGCACUCGAUCUUUUAGCGGCAGUUUUCAAAGAGCAUCCCAAUGACGAGCUUCGAUCUAUUGCCACGAUAUUGCAACUACUUAGACGUCAUGGCAAGAUUUGUACAAGUGAUUACGAUAUGACUGCAAUUCUUUAUUUUUUAUUCUCAAAUCAUCCAAGAGAUUACUAUGACAUAGAUGUUUUAACUGCGUCUUCAGCAAUAACAGAAGUAAUUUCAUAUACAGACACACCAGUUCGUGGUACUGGAAGUAACCCUUCCGAGAACCACGUAAUAGCUGAAUUGUGGUUAAGGAUUUUCUCUACGGCUUUUAAGCUACAUAAAUUGAGGUUUCUUCCUGUUUUGGAGCUCCAGCACUUAGUUUCAGAGUUCGAACGAAACGAAUUUGAUUAUGACGAAAAUAAAUCAUUAUUGUUUUAUGUUUAUGGUGAUGAUGUACUCUCAUUUAAUUUUCAUGAAAGAAAUACGGAAUCAAAUGAAGAAAAUGUGUUACGUUUAGUAACAUAUCUACGAGAAACAGUUUCUGCUGACGGAAUGAGAAUAAGAACGUUAUUUAACAGACAUCCAGCACAAUUCAACUAUAACCUAAAAGUUGCACUACCUAUCUUGGCAAGUGAAGCCGUUCGUUCUAGAACAUUUGAAAUGAAGUUCACACCACCUUCAAAACGG
This is a messenger RNA of Cetraspora pellucida, 1205 nucleotides long. NCBI's taxonomy places the organism in Eukaryota, Fungi, Glomeromycota, Glomeromycetes, Diversisporales, Gigasporaceae. The record is from the annotation of a GenBank genome assembly.